Aspergillus thermomutatus is the source of this 2226-nucleotide messenger RNA. Its product is annotated as Zn(II)2Cys6 transcription factor. The record is from RefSeq and is a predicted model, not a curated record. The transcript is spliced from 7 exons. Lineage: Eukaryota; Fungi; Ascomycota; Eurotiomycetes; Eurotiales; Aspergillaceae. Gene Ontology annotation, biological process: regulation of DNA-templated transcription; DNA-templated transcription. Gene Ontology annotation, molecular function: DNA-binding transcription factor activity, RNA polymerase II-specific; DNA binding; zinc ion binding. Bases 1 to 2226 code for a protein of 741 amino acids.
AUGGAUGUUUCUACCCCGGCAUCUCUGGGGAAUUCGAAACGUCCCCGCGUUUCGGAGGAAAACCGCAAAAGAGCUGUGAGAGCAUGCGAUGGUUGUCGGCGAGUGAAGGAAAAAUGCGAAGGAGGCGUGCCCUGUCGGCGGUGUCUGCGUUAUCGGCGACAGUGUGUCUUUACUCACCCCGAUCAUGCAGAGAAACUUGCCCGCUCAUCGUCGGUCUCCCUUCUGGAGCGCACCGCCGGCCUCAGCCGACACGACAUGGCUGAUGCGGAGCGGAUCCGUCUCAUGGAGCGGAUCUUGGAGUACUAUGUGCCCAACAUCUCCUUUGACAUUCCGUCGUUGCGAAAGGCUGCCGAGGAGCUGCAGAGUAAGCACCGAGGGUCGGAGUCUGAUGUCCCUUCGACUCGUGUUGAGGGCGAGGACCUUGAGGAUCUUGCGAUCGAGGAUGAGGAUUUUAUGAUCAAGGCUUUACCUGAUAAUACAACACAAUACUCUGGAGAGUUUUCGUAUUUGAACUUCUCGAUGAAGAUUCGGAAAAAAAUUGAUGAAUGGAUGAAAGCUGCGGCACCGGAGGCAUCUACCGAAGCGGAGCCAUUUGAGGAGAGAUGGCGGGCGACACAGCUACAGUCAGGCUCUUCCAUGGUCUCAGCAUCAAUCACCUGUCUGCCGCCUCGUUAUGUGGCAGAUUUUCUGGUUCAAAUCUUCUUCAAGUACGCCCAGACGAAUAAUUUCUACGUGGAAGAGGACUGGCUACGGGAAAAACUCCACACCUGUUAUACAAACCCAUCGAGCCUUUCGUCCGACGAUGCUGGCUCAGUCUGCUCCAUUCUCAUGGUCCUGGCGGUUGGGACCCAGUUUGCUCACAUGGAGUCUGCCACCCCUGUCAAUCGACUGUCGGCCGACGCAUCGAUUAGCGAUGACCAUCACUUUUCAGAAGAUGAAGUUGGGCUCACAUUCUACCAGUUUGCGUCGAAAUUACUUCCUGAUAUCAUCGCCACUGCCUCGGUUCGGAGUGUUCAGGCCUGUCUGCUGAUAGGGACAUAUCUACUACCUCUCGACACCUCUGGGCUCUGCUAUACAUACUUUGGUCUAGCACUGAAGAUGGCUAUUCAGAAUGGUAUGCAUCGGAAGUAUCAGGGCGAGGGGCUCACCCCGCGGAUGAUCGAGGUCCGCAACCGCGUCUUUUGGACGGCGUACACUAUAGAGAAGCGCGUUAGUAUCCUUCAUGGAAGACCGGUCUCUUUAUCGGAUGCGGAUGUCGACGCGGCGAUGCCGGUUGACUUUCCCGGUCUGAUGCCCACGGGUCAAGUGUCCAACCACACCAACAUGGUGACGUUGAUCAAGCUGACACUGAAACUGGGCGAAGUUUCAAACGAGAUAAUCUUCAUUGGGCGACCCUUCCUAUUCAGCAACAUGAAGUCCACCAACCCAGCUAUAUUUCAAGGCCCACCAUUCAAAACAACACCCGGACUUUCGAAGAACUGGUCAACGCUUGUCACUGACUGCGUCGAGGCGGCACUCGAGAUCAUCGAUCUCUGUCGGCUGCUCCGUGAUGAAACCGGUCUUGCUCGAGCGUCCUUUACCGAAUUCAGCUCCUGUCGCGCCGCGCUCCUGGUCAUUCUAGCCCAGAGCUUGACCAAGCGGACAGAGCGACUGCGCGAGGCGCUAGAAAAAGGCAUGGCUCUGAUCAAAAUCAUGUCGAUGGGAGUGGGCUCCGCCAGGUCCGCCGUCAGCGUGAUCGAGGCGCUCGAGCGGGCCAUCCGCCGUCUUGAAGAAUGGAGCGAAACACAGGCCCAAAGAAAUGCCGGUGCCGUCGAGUCCGCCUACGAUCGCUUCAAGAACUGGGAGAUGCUAUGGAAGACCGGACCCAUCUCCCCGGGGACGACGGUCACGUUCCCUGAACAGUAUACUCCGGCGCGCCCCGGAACAGGGAUCCCUCCUGUGCCUGUCACACCGAUGACGGGCACGGAGGGCGGCAACGACGCCAUGGAAGGCGAUGUCGCUAGCACAGAUAUUGCAGGCUCUUCGGACUUUUCCGCGCCCCAUGCGUUCUCUCAAAUGCCGCCUUUGGGGUUCGACCACUUUGUUUCCAACUUUCCGCAGGAACUGGGCGAGUUUACUGCCAUUCCCUGCUUUGAGACUGAUACUCAACAGGGCCUUGGGGGUGACAUGAAGGCGUCCCAAGGAUGCCCACCGGAUACGAGGUGGAUGCAGUUCAUGGGUGAAUGA